CCCGUAAAACAAUCAACAUAAUCGACACACCUUUGAACGGGACUAUCAACCACUCAUUUAAUACAACCUCCUCCCUUCUACCGCGCCCAGAAUGCUUCUGUCAUCUCAUGUCUGUUAACCACCAUAGGUUCAGCAGGAUUGCAGGGGAUUAACACGGUUACCAAGUUUAUUAUCGUCCCAAGCGACGAAACAUGGCCGGAGGCUUCUUUUUCCUCCGCAGUUUCCUUUGCGUGGUGCUUUCUGGAUCCGCAGGGUCUUGUAUCCGACAUUCCAUUCAGGCUGAAUCUCCUGAGCUGGCGGGGGCUGGGAGCUACCUCUCAAAAGGCUCCGUGGCGCAGACUGACCUGACGGGAUCCUCGGCUCUGAUUCCGGACCGAAAUGAGAAACUGAGAGCGGAUGAGACGCUUUCUCUCCAAGCCAGUGAGCACAAAGUUCUGAGACGCACAAAAAGACGCUGGAGUCCCCUGCCUUUCAACAUAAAAGAGAACGAGCCACCGCCUUUUCCAAGGGAAGUGGAACUGAUCGGGUCCGACAGUUCGGCGAAUUACUCGGUGUACUACCAGAUCAGCGGCCCGGGGGUGACGGAGCCCCCCGUGGGUCUGUUCACGGUGGACCCCGACACCGGGAUGCUGAGCAUGCACCGCACCGUGAACCGGGAGGACCACCAUCAGUUUGUGUUCAUCGCCAGAGUGUAUGACCGGAGAACGAAGGAGGAGACUGAUCGCCCGCUGCCGAUCACGGUGAACGUGCAGGACAUCAACGACAACCCUCCGGUGUUAUCCGGCUCCCUCUCCAUAUCCAUGCCGGAACGUUCCAGUGCAGGAACGAGAGUUGGGAAAAUAAAUGUUACUGACACUGAUGAGCCAGGCACACUUCACACAAAGGUCCGGUUCACACUCCUCGACGAGACAGAUCUGUUCAGAAUCAACCCUGAGACUGGGGAAGUUUAUACAAAAACCAAUUCUCUUGACAGGGAGGUGCAGGACACGUAUUUGCUUACUGUGGAACUACAAGACAUGGACGGAGCAUCCGACGGACUGUCCACCACAGGAACAGUCACCAUCAUAUUAACUGACAUAAACGACAACCCGCCUACUUUCAAAGAGAAAAAGCACACGGCGACGGUUAAAGAGAACACAGCAGACGUCUUGGUUCUCAGAAUCCCAGUAGACGACAAGGACCUGGAGAAGACUCCUAACUGGAACGCGGUGUACAAGAUCAAAAAGGGGAACGAGAACGGGAAUUUCAGGAUGGAAACGGACCCUAACACUAACGAGGGACUUCUUUACGUUAUUAAGCCUUUGGAUCACGAGGUCAGUAGUAAUGUGAAGCUGGAAGUGAUGGCUAUGAACGAGGCGGAUCUCGUUGGCACCAAAGCAACGUGGGCCACGGUCCCAGUGGACCUGACUGUGAUAGACGAGGACGAAGGCCCAGAGUUCUCCGCCCCCAUCCUGAGCCUCCGGGUGAAAGAGAACGUGGAGAACGGAACGGUCAUCGGGACUUACGUAGCGACUGACCCAGAAACCAAGAGCAGCGAAGGCAUUAAGUACUACAAGAUGACAGACAUUGGUUCCUGGAUUGAUGUGGAUGAGAACACAGGAAGCCUGACCACCCUCACCACUUUGGACAGGGAGUCUCCAUUGGUAAUAGACAGUCUGUAUAACAUCACAGUGAAAGCAGUCGACGCAAGCUCAAAGACAGGCACAGGGACCGUCCUGAUCCAGAUCGAAGACAUUAAUGACAACGCGCCGGUGAUCCCGGCAAAGGGCAUGGUCCUGUGUGAGGGCGGAGACACAAGCUCGGUGCUGGUGGAGGCGGUGGACAGCGACGCUGACCCCUUCUCCGGCCCCUUCAGCUUUGCCCUCCCCAAAGGGCAUGAUGGGAAAUGGAGGCUUACAGAUGUGACAGCCACCUCGGUGAGGCUGGAGCCGGCCCAGGACUUGCCGACGGGCGUGUACAGCGUCCCGCUGCGGGUGGAGGACCUGCAGGGCUUCGGGGAGACGCAGACGGUGACGGUGCGGAUCUGCCACUGCCACGGAGGGGAGUGCCCCGCCCGGACCAGCUCCGUCUCCCUGGGAGCGUGGGCCAUCCUGGCCAUGCUGCUGGGCCUGGCCCUGCUCCUGCUCCUGUGCCUUUGCUGUGCGCUUGCAUGUACGAUGCAGAGGGAGAAAAUAUACAUCGAUGACGUCAGCACGGGCAUGCUGCUGAAGUCCAACACUGAGGCCCCUGGAGAGGAGGUGAAUUCCAGCAUCAUGGUGAUCCCGGCUUCGGCUGUGGACGGUUCGGUGAAGAUGGGCCACAUGAACGGCCUGGCGACCAUGAGCUCCAGCACUCUGGGCAAACAGAACCAGGUGUUCCAGGAGGGCAUGGCCCAGUCCGCCGGGCUGCAGGAGGUCUCCAUGAUGGACACGCAGAACAUCUACAGCUCGGCCCGGUACGGGUCGGGUUUCUACGGCUCGGGGAAGUACAGCUCCGCUCAGUACACCGGGACAAUGCGAUCGUCUCACGCUGAAGGGUACGCUCUGCAUGAACAUGCCGGAUUCUCCUCUUUGGACACAUGGAGGACAAACGACUUGUAUCUACAAAAGAAACUGGUGUUCCUCGCGGCAGAGGACGAGGGGCGGUACGCGGACGACCAGCCGCUGGAGUUUGAGUACGAGGGGCAGGGUUCCCCCGCGGGGUCGGUGGGGUGCUGCAGCGACCAGGCGCAGGACGAGAGUCUGGAGUUCGUAGACACGCUCGGCUCCAAGUUCAAAACGCUGGCAGACGUCUGCACUCAGGAGUGAGGGCCUUCACUGACUGUGGCUGGGUUAAAAAAAAAGUCUACUCAAAGUCAAAUGUUACACUGAUGUAUUAACACGGUGCUCUGGGUUAAAAACUCUACUCAAAGUCAAAUAUUACACUGAUGUAUUAACACGGUGCUCUGGGUUAAAAACUCUACUCAAAGUCAAAUGUUACACUGAUGUAUUAACACUGUGCUCUGGGUUAAAAACUCUCCUCAAAGUCAGAUGUUACACUGAUGUAUUAACACUGUGCUCUGGGUAAAAAUCAUACUCAAAGUCAAAUGUUACACUGUUGUGUUAAAACUGCUUUAUGGAAAAAAAGCUCUACUCAAAUCCAACCAUUACACUGACAUAUUAAGACUACUCUCGGUAAAACCCCUACUCUACAGCUAAUAUUACACUGUCGUCAUAAGACUGCAUUGUGGAAAAAGCUAUACUCAAAUUCAGCCGUUACACUGGCAUAUUAAAAGUACAAUAGGUAAGAUUUUUAAACAUUGUUACAAGACCAUUUGUCAUAAAUCUCUUCCUAUCAUUGAAAAAGGCUCACUGACAUGUUCACCCUCUGCCUGUGUUGGGUUUCAAAAUAUACAGUUGACGGCCCGACUCUACCAAAACAUUGUAUAACUGUACAAUAAUUCAAGCUCAUUGGUUGAAAAUUGGUUCUAACUGCCACAGCCAAUGGCAUUUCAAUGUCAGCACGUUUACAGAGAAAAGAGAGGGAUAAACAUUGUUGUGGUUUCAAGGUGUUUGUUGCUGCUAUUCCUCUCUUGACCGUUAGAAGUCUGAAUUUACCUAUUGUACCUUUAACACAGCACUCUGGGUAAAAGCCCCUCUCAGAGGCAAGUAUUUCACUGAGGUAGUAAUACUGUGUUCUGCUGUAUGGUAGGAAAAACCCUACUCAGUCAACUUUUACACAAGUGUAUGAGUUUACUCUGGGGAAAAAACUCCACUGCAGCAGCUACACUGUUCUUUUAGGGGUAAAAGCUCUGCUUUAAAAUUGCAUCGUUGUGCUAAUGCUGCACCCUGGAUGGAACACCCUCACCACAGAUAUUAACGCAGAUAACAGUAUUAACACCAUAUCCAGGGUAUGCAGUCCGCAAAAAGAAAAUGAGGUGACACUUUAUUUGAAGGCUGUGUGCAUAACUGAUAUGUCAAAUGAUAUAGCACUUUAUGACAACUGACAUUGCCAUUCUGUGUAUUCCACUUUCCAAACUGACAUUUGGUUUUUAACGACAUGACAUAGUUGUCAACCUGGACAGAUUCGAAAAUAUAAUAUUUUUAAACAAAGGGCAAUAUCCAGUGGCACCAGUGUUAUGUAGCAUUUCUAAGACCUAUAUAUAUAUAUAUAUACUUGAUAUAUGGCCUUCAAAUAAAGUGUAACUGAAAAUGAUUACAUUGCUGUAUACACAGGGUGCCUAUUCCAACGUGCUGCCAUUUUGUAUGAGUGAAUAUGCAUGCAAUAAGGCUAGUGUAAGGUGUAAAUUAAUAUUUGUCCUCAGUUCUAAAGGGAAAACAUACUCUGGUCUUCUGGAUUUUUCUAUUCAUCCUAUAUGCUGUAUGGUUAUAUUGUGUACAGUAUGUAGUUAUACUACUUGGAACAUAGUGUUAAGCUUUACAUACAUACAAUAACUGUGAAAUAGUAUCAUUUAUGUGGAAAUAUACAGUUCAUUGCUUUCAUUACCAAACUAUUUUUCUACUACUUUUGCUUCACAACUGCUUAUUUUUAUAUUUCUUUUUACCAUUUGUUUGAAUGAAAUGUGACUGCAUAUCAAAGUGGUAAACAGUGUUGCCAAUCAAAAACUUCCUUGCUACUGUGAACCGACAACUAAUAGGCAGAUAGACAGUCUAUGUUCAUCUAUUCUUUUUCAGGGAUUGGCGGAGAAAGUUGUUUCAUUAUUGUUUUCUCUUGUGGUUGCAGAGUGGAUUGAAAGUGAAGGAAUUUGGGGGGGGUUUUUUACGAGCAGUGAAUGUAAAUGAUUUGUUCAGUUAUAGUCUGCUUUUUAAUGGUAAAUACGCGCUAAGUUUCCUCUUUUCAACUGGUUGGUGCUGCUUUCUGUUUUAGAUACUUUAUUUUUUUGCUUCUUUGUCUGUUUUUACUUUUUUAGGUUUAGAUUUCUGCAAAAUACACAAAAAUGCAGCCUAAAUGAAAUCACAAUGUACCUUCUGCUGUGGUUGACAGGAGUCAAACAAAUUCACCCAUGGUUAUGAACAAAACAAAGAAACACCUGGGUUUAUUUGGUAGUCAAAGUUGACAUGCUCGAGGGCAC
Messenger RNA from Conger conger (European conger), 5050 nucleotides. RefSeq names its product desmocollin 2-like protein. Gene Ontology annotation, molecular function: cadherin binding; calcium ion binding. Gene Ontology annotation, biological process: cell-cell junction assembly; regulation of synaptic transmission, glutamatergic; calcium-dependent cell-cell adhesion. Gene Ontology annotation, cellular component: apical part of cell; postsynaptic density; lamellipodium. The transcript has 16 exons. The record is from RefSeq and is a predicted model, not a curated record. Bases 192 to 2786 code for a protein of 864 amino acids. Lineage: Eukaryota; Metazoa; Chordata; Actinopteri; Anguilliformes; Congridae.